This is a messenger RNA of Odocoileus virginianus texanus, 285 nucleotides long. RefSeq names its product chromosome 3 C5orf46 homolog (gene C3H5orf46). The record is from RefSeq and is a predicted model, not a curated record. NCBI's taxonomy places the organism in Eukaryota, Metazoa, Chordata, Mammalia, Artiodactyla, Cervidae.
ACAAACAUGGCUGUCUCAGUGCUUCGGCUGACAAUUGUCUGGGGACUGCUUGUCUUAAUCCUGACUUGCCAGGCUGAUGACAAACCAGAGGGCAAGCCAGAUGAGCAGCCACAUGACUCAGGCAAUAAUUCAGAGCCAGAGUUCCCAAAAUUCCUAAACCUUUUGGGCUCGGAGAUUAUUGAGAAUGCGGUGGACUUCAUCCUCCGCUCCUUGAGGAGGAGCACGUAAGCACUGAGGCAAACCUUGCUUUUGUCCAGUUGGCUGUUGGUAAUGACCACAUUGUAU